Messenger RNA from Pygocentrus nattereri (red-bellied piranha), 4274 nucleotides. It is a transcript of the gene usp37, whose product is annotated as ubiquitin specific peptidase 37. The record is from RefSeq and is a predicted model, not a curated record. Bases 211 to 3030 code for a protein of 939 amino acids. The transcript has 24 exons. Gene Ontology annotation, molecular function: cysteine-type endopeptidase activity; cysteine-type deubiquitinase activity. Gene Ontology annotation, cellular component: cytosol; nucleus. Lineage: Eukaryota; Metazoa; Chordata; Actinopteri; Characiformes; Serrasalmidae. Gene Ontology annotation, biological process: G1/S transition of mitotic cell cycle; protein deubiquitination.
CGUUCCCGCCAUCACCGCAGCGCGCCGCAUGCCGGCAGCUCUCCAUCUCCGUCACCCAGAGACUGCACGGGAGAGAUAACCUGCUGCUGAAAACGUGUCCGCCUUCAAGCCUGGAAUAAGGGCUUUUGUGAGGGACACUGGCCUCAUCUGUUCGUCCUCGAUCGCAUUCAAAGCCCCAAAUUUGAGCGCCUUGUCCAGUUCGACGCACUCAUGGCUGCUGUAGUGCCCAAGAUGUCCAGCGGUGGCGCUGUCCGCAUCCGCUUCACCAGCCUGGAACUGGGCACGAGCAGAUGGAAAGAGGGCAUGUUUGAGAUCCACGAGAGGGACAACAAAUCAAAUCUAGUACUGAAGUUCAACAGUGGUGGAGCUCCAAAAAAGUUCCCGUUGAACCACAAUGUGAAGAAUGUUGUUUUGACUCCGACACACUGUCACAACCGCUUGUCAGUAACACUGAAGGACUCAAGUGUUGUUAUUUUUGAAAAAAUACCCAUAAUGGAUGCAAAAAAAUUGAAGGACUACCUUGAAGCAAUUAAGCAGGGAAAGCAAACAGCUCUCAAGACAAACCAGGGAAGUGCCAGUUUUGGAUUAGUACUUGGAAAUCGAUCAACGCAGAAUGAUCCAGUCUUAUCUUCAUCAGAAAAACAGACAACACAAAGACGGUCGAGCUUGGACAGCAAAGAAGAGAGCAUGCCACGGAAGCCGCUGGCCAGUCCCAGCCGAGUCACUUCAACGCCAGUACGCAGUGGACUAUCAGAGAACAGGAGCGAGAAGAGGAAGAGGCUAAUGAGCUCAGACAGCGACAUGACUGAGGACUACCCCAAAGAGAACGACUCCUCUAGCAACAAUAAGGCCACUUCAGACCCAUCGAGGAAGUACAUGCUCAGUUGCAAAGAGAAGUUGAAGCAAUCAGAGGAGAACAGGACUUCAGCUCCUCUGGUAUCUGCACCCCUCCAACCAUCAUCCUUCUAUGGAAGCAGGACAGGAACUAAAGAUUACUCACAAACACAUUCGUUCUUGGACAGGCCCACCAGCACAAGCCAGUCCCCCUCUGCCAAAAGAAGCCUGAUGCUACCAAACCACUCCACUCCCUUCAAAAAAGUCCGCCCAUCCCUGGAAUAUGGAGGCUGGAAUAAACAGAGACCCUCCACCUUAUCUCAAGCUCAGCCUCCUCUGCAGGGAUUCUCCAACUUGGGAAACACGUGCUACAUGAAUGCCAUACUGCAGUCACUUUUCAGCCUGCCCUCUUUUUCAAAUGACCUGUUGAAACAGGGCAUCCCAUGGAAGAGAGUCCCCCUCAAUGCCCUACUGAGGCGCUUUGCUCAUCUACUGGCCAAAAAAGACAUCUCCUCUCCAGAGGUGAAGAAAGAUUUGCUGAGGAGGGUGAAGAAUGCCAUUUCUUCUACAGCUGAGCGUUUCUCUGGGUACAUGCAAAAUGAUGCUCAUGAGUUCCUGAGCCAGUGUCUGGAUCAGCUGAAAGAGGAUGUGGAGAAGGUCAAUAAGAGCUGUAAGAGUGAGCCCAUGGCCUGGGAUGAACCUCAUGGCACACGGCUAACGGAGGAGCCGGACACCUCACGCAUAUACACUUGUCCUGUUACUGUCAACAUGGAGUUUGAAGUGCAGCAUACAAUCACGUGCAAAAGCUGUGGAGAGGUGGUGACAAAACGUGAACAGUUCAAUGACCUUUCCAUUGACCUGCCUCGCCGGAAGAAAACUCUCCCUCUGAGAUCCAUCCAAGACUCACUGGAUCUUUUUUUCAGGAUGGAAGAAAUUGAAUAUUCUUGUGAGAAGUGUAAUGGGAAAGCUGCUACUGUCACACACAAAUUCAACAGACUUCCCAGGGUGCUGAUUCUUCAUCUGAAACGGUACAGUUACAAUGCACAGUUGUCUCUCAACAGCAAGUUAGGCCAGCAGGUUCUGAUCCCGAAAUACCUCACCCUGCUCUCCCACUGCACAGAGAAUACACGCCCCCCGCUCAGCCUAGGCUGGAAUGCUCAGACAGCCCUGUCCAGAACACUGAAAACGUCCCAGUCUGUGAACUCCUCAGUGCUACGAAAAGGUUCUAUAAAGUCUGAGAACACGGGCAGUAUCUUAGGUGACUCUGAUAGUGAAGAGGAUCUAACACGGAAAGUUAAUUGCAAACGUCGGCUUGGUGAAUCCCUCCCAGAUGAUGACAGAAUAGAGGAGGUGCAGCAAAGUGGUGCAGUGGAACACACAGAAUUUACAGGUAUGAAUGAUGAUGAAAUGCUGGCUGCAGUUCUCGAGAUGAGUCGCCAUGACACCGGUCUUUCUGGGCCCCAUGAUAAUGAACCAACCAGUAGCCCUGAUACAGGCUUUGGAGACACAGAUGCUCAGGAGCUAACUCAGCAUUUGGACAUGCUGGAGGGAGACAAACAAUCGGGAGAUAUGCUGGGCUCCUUGGACCUGACUAUGGAUGAGAAUAAGGAGAAUCAGACUCCAGAUGGGUCUCAGGGUGAGCUGGACUGGGUACAGCAGUACAAUUUGGACCAGGAGCGUGAAGAGCAGGAGUUACAACAGGCCCUUGCGCAGAGUUUACAGGAACAUGAGGCAAGGGAGAUGAGGGAGGAUGACGAUCUGAAGAGAGCAACAGAGCUCAGCUUGCAAGAGUUCAACAACUCCCUUCCUGAUUUGAUGUGUUCUGAUGAUGAUUCGGGUAAUGAGGAUGCACUGGACAUGGAGUACAGUGAAGCAGAGACAGAGCAACUGAAGAGAAAUGCUGAGAGUGGAGAGCUCGCCAACUCCUUCAGACUCAUCAGUGUGGUCAGUCACAUUGGCACUAGCUCAUCAUCAGGUCACUACAUAAGUGAUGUUUAUGACAUGAAGAAGCAGUCCUGGCUAACUUACAAUGAUUUAGAUGUGUCCCGUACCCAGGAGUCCACCGUUCAGAGGGACAGGGACAGAAGUGGAUACAUUUUCUUUUACAUGCACAAGAACGUGUUUGAGGAGCUGUCAGAGCUGGAGAGGGCAGGAGGGAGCAGCGAUGCCAGCCGCACGGUCCUGCAGCCUUUAUAAGAGGCUGCUUUUUCAGGCCCGACCUGCAGCCUGGCGCUAUUGUGAUACUUGUGGUGAUGAACGGGUGAGCUGAGUCUAGGGUAGAACAUCUCUGUCCAGUACUACUGAUCACCGUCCACACACGCUCACCUACUUCAGGCACUUUCUUUUUUUCUAUUUUUUUCGUUUCUCCUUUUCCCUGUUGUGAAUAUUGUCACUGAUUGUUUCUAGAGUAGACUUCAGUAUUGAUGUUCCUCAAGCUUGUGUAGAUAUGACAGUUUAUGGGAAAAGACACAAAAAAGAAAUAAAACAAACUCAACAUACUGGGUUUCUAAAGGAAAUGAAAUUCAGCCUUGAGACAUUUGUUCUUCUAUUUUUCCAAAUCUUCCUAUUUACUGAAUAUUGCCUUUGAUAAAAUAAAGUCCCUUGGUGGAGCAGAAGCCUUUAUGCAUUAAUAAAUUCAGAGCAAAUGUCUGAGGGUCAGGGAGUGUUUGUCUCUCUUGAGCGGUUUCUUUUUCAACUUUUCCAAAAUUCUUUAUGAUCUAUUGAAUAUAAAGAUUUAUUCUUAUAUGUUUAAGGGUGGUAUGGGCAUCUGUUUCUUGUUUUGAUAUGCAGCUGAAAAUGUGGUGCAAUAUUUACUUUGCCAGUUGGCUUUUAUAUGUCUGUCCUAUAGCGAUGAGAAGGGGUUCCAGUUUAUAUUCAAGGCUUUACUGACUGUUUAUUGUUAUUUUAAUCAUAUUUUAUAAGUAUAAUCUAACAAGCUAAAUGAUUAAUGUAGCUUUUCUGUUUUUUAAAGGACACUUUUGAAGGCUUCUUUGUCAUCAACAUACACACCCAGUAAAGUACCGUUUCUUUCCACCUGUAUAGAGCUUUACUUUGUGGAUGUUGCACUUUUUUUGUAGGACAUCUUUCUUCAGAUCGAAGCCAGAAACAAUGCAUACACCUUUAGAAAAGCUAUUCCAGUGUGAUUUUGGCUCCCUGUGAGGCCAGAAGAUGUGAAUAUUUAUUUUACAACUUUUUUUUUGGGGGGGGGGGGUAAACCACUGUCUGUUAUAUUCAGUAACCUCGAACUUUUAUUUACACUUGUGUUUUUGCUUUUUUUUCCUGACUGCAUUAACAAGAGUGGGCUGAAUAGUAAACUCUGUAUGGUAUUUUAAGGAACAGUUCUCUGAAGAAACAGUGGUAUAAAAUUAUCAGUUGCUUAGUGUUUCAGUCUUUGAAUUCCUAAAGCGCAUUUUAAAAAUAAAAUUUAUUUAGAAAACAGG